AGGGUUUCGUUCAACUCGACUGGAUAUCCAUCAUCUGCACUCACCUCACACUGCCUUCGUCAAUACCACAAAGCAGCAUAUCAGAAAACAGGUAUACCAGUCAGUCACCAUGCUCACCAAAAUCCUCCUCGCCCUCGCGGCCCUUGCCCUCACAACUGCCACUCCUCUUCAUCUAGACGACUCCUCCCCCACCUCUCAACAACCUCCAACCUCCACUGCCCUCGGCUUCGCCCUCGUCGCCAACCUCACCGACCCCGACAUGGCCCGCAACCUCUUCCUAGACGACAUCAACCACUGGUCCCUCCGCGGCGUGCACGUCGGCGCCGGCCAAAGCACCGCCGUCCUCGCCAAACCCAACACCACUGCCUCCGGUUCCUCUUCAAACACCAUCGCCGAAAGAUCCAGUUCCAGCCCGCACCAAAUCUACUACCAAAACUCCACCGGCGGCAUCUCCCUCGACGACUCCAACCCCUUCCCGCUCUCCAUCCGUCUAGGCGGCAUCUACGACUCCGACUUCCCCUCCGUUUUGUAUCUGGGCAUCUUCUUCGGGCUAUCCACCCCCUCCAUCUCCAUCUCUUCACCAUCCGGUCACCCGCGUCUUUUCAUCUCCUCUGCCGGUCCUGGCACCCCCGAGGCUGAAGAACCCACUGCUCCCGGCUCGCCGGUAACGGAUAGCGAGGCGCCGGAGCUGUAUCAACAUGGCACGUUUAUCGUGUGUAACGAGACCGAUCCGGUUUACACGCGGCCGCAGUACCCGGUUCGGUUUGUCAAGUCGAAUGGGGAUGGGACGGUUAGUUUGCCGAGUAAUUGUGCAAGGAUUGAGCUGGUGGCCGAGUGUGGGGUGUUGAGGUAUUUGGAUGGGCAAGGGAUGGAAUACGGGCAGGAUAAGCCGGGGGUUGUGGGGUGUUUUGACGGGGGGCUUUGAGUCUCUUUGAUGGAACGAUGGGAGAGGGUUGGUUAGCUGAGGGAGAGGAGAGCCGGGCUGUGUGUGCAUGGGAGUUGUGUGAGGCGUGGAAUCG
This is a messenger RNA of Neurospora tetraspora, 1019 nucleotides long. RefSeq lists its product as uncharacterized. The record is from RefSeq and is a predicted model, not a curated record. The transcript has a single exon. The coding region runs from base 110 to 925 and encodes 271 amino acids. Lineage: Eukaryota; Fungi; Ascomycota; Sordariomycetes; Sordariales; Sordariaceae.